Molecule: messenger RNA, 758 nt
Organism: Helianthus annuus (common sunflower)
Lineage: Eukaryota; Viridiplantae; Streptophyta; Magnoliopsida; Asterales; Asteraceae
Product: eukaryotic initiation factor 4A-15
Exons: 3
Coding region: 6-251 (81 amino acids)
Molecular function (GO): RNA helicase activity
Source: RefSeq, a predicted model, not a curated record
CAGUCAUGGCAGGCGCUGCACCAGAAGGUUCCCAGUUUGACACUUGUCACUUUGAUUCCAAAAUGAAUGAGCUGAUUUCUACUGAUGGACAGGAUUUUUUCACAUCGUAUGAUGAAGUUUACGAUAGUUUUGAUGCUAUGGGUUUGCAAGAAAAUCUUUUAAGAGGCAUCUAUGCAUAUGGUUUUGAAAAACCAUCUGCAAUUCAGCAACGGGAAUUGUUACUAUUCACCAAGGGUCUCAACGUAAUUUAGUAAGCUCAAUCAGGAGCAUGAAAGACCGCAACUUUUUGCUCCGGCAUUCUUCAACAACUUGAUUAUAACGUAGUUGAGUGUCAGGAUUUGGUUUUAGGUCCAAUGCGUGAACUUGCACAGCAAAUUGAGAAGGUUAUGCGCGCCUUAGGUGACUACCUUGGUGUUAAGGUUCAUGCUUAUGUUGGUGGGACUAGUGUUCUUGAGGAUUAGCGGAUUCUCUCAGCUGGGGUCCACGUUGUUGUUGGUACUCCUGGACGUGUUUUUGACAUGCUUAGGAGGCGUUACGUUCUGAUUAUAUCAAAAUGUAAGCUGAUGAAAUGCUUUCAAGAGGUUUUAAGGAUCAGGUUAUUAUUUUUUUCAUAUAAAAAUAUUAUUAUAUUAUACAUAAUCUUAAAAGUGAAUGUCUGUGGACAUUUCACUUUAACCUUCAACUUUUUCAAAAUCUUAUAUUUAUCACUUAGACAUUUCACUUUACCUUUUUAACUUUUUCAAAUCUCAUUUUUACUC